AUGAAGGGUCGAAGGUUGAGAAUAAAACCAAGAGAUAUCCUCUCUCACAAAGAAUAUUCCCAACUCUACCCCUCGCAUAUUCUCUCUCCUCAAUUGCCGUUAUAUCACCACUUACUCUUCUUUUUCCUCAUUUCCUCUUCACUCUUGCUUCUCCAUCCAUUCAUUCAUUUUCUGUUUUUCAAUCAAAUUCUCAGUAUGAAGUUUGGAAAGAGUUUGAGCAAUCAAAUUGAUGAGACUUUGCCUGAAUGGAGGGACAAGUUUUUGUCGUACAAAGAGCUGAAACGGAAGCUCAAGCUGAUAGAGCCGAAGGGGCCGUCGUCAUCGGCGGGGGAAGAGGGGAGGGCCAAGAAGAGGCAGAAAGUGGAAGGUGAAUUGGCCGCCGACGGUGGUGGCGAAAGGGUGGUUAUGACGGAGGCGGAGGCAGAUUUCGUCAAGUUAUUGGAGGAUGAACUCGAGAAAUUUAACGCUUUCUUUGUUGAGAAAGAGGAAGAGUACAUCAUCCGAUUAAAGGAAUUGCAAGAUCGGGUCGCUAAGGCCAAGGACCAGAACGAUGAGAUGAAUAAAAUACGGAAAGAAAUUGUCGACUUCCAUGGGGAGAUGGUUUUGUUGGAGAAUUACAGUGCUCUUAAUUAUACAGGACUGGCAAAAAUAUUGAAGAAGUAUGACAAAAGAACUGGUGCUCUUCUUCGCCUGCCCUUUAUACAGAAGGUUGUGCAACAGCCUUUUUUUACAACUGACUUGCUGUACAAGCUUGUGAAAGAGUGUGAGACAAUGCUCGACCGCCUGUUUCCAGUUAACAAACCCCCACCUGAUACUGAGGCAGCUGAUGGAGACGAACCCUCAACCAGUUCCACGACCAACAAUGAAGUAUUGCUUGAAGGCCCAAAAGAACUUGCUGAGAUCGAGUUCAUGGAGAGCCUGUAUAUGAAAAGUGCUAUAUCUGCAUUACGAGUUUUGAAAGAGAUUCGAAGUGGAAGCUCAACUGUGAGUGUGUUUUCGUUGCCACCGUUGCAGCUUGGUGGAUUAGAGGAAGCUUGGAAUAAAGUACCCGUAGAAGAAGUUGCUAAAUAG
This is a messenger RNA of Fraxinus pennsylvanica, 1071 nucleotides long. The record is from the annotation of a GenBank genome assembly. Lineage: Eukaryota; Viridiplantae; Streptophyta; Magnoliopsida; Lamiales; Oleaceae.